Messenger RNA from Cuscuta europaea, 3497 nucleotides. NCBI's taxonomy places the organism in Eukaryota, Viridiplantae, Streptophyta, Magnoliopsida, Solanales, Convolvulaceae. The record is from the annotation of a GenBank genome assembly.
GGCGCCGUUGCCGGGGAAAGACAAUUAUUUUUCUUUUAUCUCAAUUCAAGAAAAAUCAAAAAAAUAAAUAAAUAAAUAAAAUAUAAAGAGUUUUUACUUCUAUUUCUGAGCUUUGUUGAGUAUAUGGUAAAAACCCGUUCUAUAAACCUACUCACAUACCAAACAAAUCCGGGGAUAGAACAAGCCUUCGAGAGGUUGAGAAAUUUAUUUCCACACACACCCUCGGAGGAAUCAUCAAACGCUAGCAUUAGCUCUAGCAAAUCCGAAGAGUCCCUCCUCAUGGCUCUCGAGACAAGAACUUUGAAGGAGCUCACCGCUCCAAAUCUAAAUCAACAACCGUUGUGUAUUACCUUCCCUACACUCAAUGAGGGUAAUACAUUUGAGCUAAAAUCUGGGCUCAUUCAUCUAUUGCCAUCCUUCCAUGGCCUAUGAGGGGAAGAUCCGAACAAACACUUGUCGCAAUUUCAUAUUGUAUGCACAAGCAUGUGUUCCAAUGGCGUCACAGAGGAGCAAAUCAAACUGAGAGUCUUUCCAUUCUCUUUGAAGGAGACCGCAAAAGAUUGGCUUUUCUAUCUUCCUUCGGGAAGUAUCAACACAUGGGCGGCUAUGAAAAAAUGCUUCCUUGAAAGGUAUUAUCCCGCAUCCAUCUCAUCAUCUCUCAAGAAGCAAAUAAGCAACAUUGAACAAAAGGAUGAUGAGUCCUUGUAUGAAUAUUGCGAAAGAUUUAAGAAGCUAUGUGCUAGCUGCCCCUAUCACGGUUACACCGAACAAGACCUCAUCUUAUACUUUUAUGAUGGUCUUAUUAAUGAUGAUAGAAGAAUGGUGAACGCUGCUUGUGGAGGCGGCAUUGUUAACAAAACUCCCUCCCAAGCAACAAGCUUGAUCUCAGAGUUGGCCGAGAACUCACGACAAUUUGGCCGCAAAUCCUCAACUCGAACAGUUCUUUCUGCAGAAACAAGCACAAACGCUUUAGAAAGCCAAGUUGCCGACUUGACUUCUUUGAUCAAAGAACUUCUUCUAAAGCCAAAAACUCAGGAGGUCAAAGCAUGUGGCAUCUGCACAUCAACCGGACACCCCACUGAUUCGUGUCCAUCACUCCAAGAAGAGCAAGUCAACGCUCUGGGUUUCCAAGGCCAUCAACAGGAGAGGUAUGAUCCAUUCUCAAAUUCUUACAACCCUGGAUUGCGGGAUCAUCCUAACUUGAGGUAUGGAAACCCUCAACAAUCCAACUCAUCUUCUCAAUCUAGUAUGUCAACUGAUGACAUGAUCCGGACUUUGACCUCAAACAUGGUUACCAUGCAACAAAACAUGGGACAAUUUUAACAAAUCAUGAUACAAUUUCAACAUGAGACAAGGUCAAGCAUUAACAAUUUGGAAACUCAAGUUAGUCAAAUUGCAAAUGUCGUGAAUCGACUUGAAACGAAGGACUCGGGUAAACUCCCAUCUCAAACGGAGCAAAACCCGAGACAACAUGUGAAUGCCAUCAUGUUGAGUAGUGAGGCAACAUGGAAGGAGGUAGAUCAAGAAAUUAAGGAGGUGGACCCUGAAGAAGAAGUUCAACCGGAGGACGGGGUCACAACAGCCAAGCUCCCUCCACUGUCAUCAUAUGAACCAGUAGCCCCGUUUCCUGAGGCACUGAGAGAGACAAAGAGGCCAGAGAAAGAUUCUGACAUCUAUGAGACUUUCGCCAAGUGUGAGGUAAACAUUCCGCUCCUUAACUCAAUGAAAAGUGUUCCUCGUUUUGCUAAAUUUUUAAAAGAAUUAUGCAAAACAAAAAGGAAAAAUAAAUUGAAAGAGAAACAAGAGGUUAUGGUUAGUGAACAUGUCUCAGCUAUUUUCCAAAAUAAACUCCCCGAAAAAUGUAGCGACCCAGGCAUGUUCACUAUUCCUUGCACGAUAGGGGGCACCACAUUUCCUAGGGCCUUGUUGGAUUUAGGGGCAUCAAUAAAUGUCAUUCCUUAUUCCGUUUAUAAAUCCCUACAAUUUGGCCCACUACAUCAAACCGGUGUAGUUAUUCAACUAGCGGAUCAUUCUAGCACUUACCCGAAGGGUGUGAUAGAAGAUGUGCUAGUAGAAGUGGAAAAUAUGGUUUUCCCUGUCGACUUCUAUGUCCUCGAAAUGGGAAAUGAUGAUCAAAUAACACCUAUCAUGUGGGUAGACCCUUCUUAAAGACCUCAAAAACUAAAAUUGACGUAUCUAGUGGUUCAUUGACCUUAGAAUUCAAUGAUCAAAAAGUAGAGUUCAAUAUCUUUGACUCUAUAAAAGACCAAAUUAAAGAUCACUCUCUGUGCUCUUUAAAUAGUUUUGAACCACAGGAACCGAUAUUUUUGGAGAAACCUUAUAAAAUCCCAAUUUUUCGAGAAGAGGAAAAAAUUGAACAUAGAAAGUCAUCAUUGAUUGAGAUGUUGACAAGAACAAAAGUUCGGCCUUACUAGAAAAGGCCGAAAAAUAAAAAUGAAAAAUGGCCAAAUAGGGCCUUGAAAAAUGAAACAAGGGAUGCUCAUGAUCCCACAUAAAACAAAAAAAAAAGUGAAUAACGUCGUGCCGCGACGUUAAAUAAGGCGCUUCUUGGGAGGCAACCCAAGUUUAUAUUUUGUUAUUUUCAUUCAUUUUUGUGUGUGUUCUUGCAUUUUCAAAAAAAAAAAACCAGGGGCACCAUACCCGAUCGGGUGUCACGUACUACUCGGUAGGGUAUAAACAAAAAUAUAAAGGGUGAAGCUCGGGUAACCAAAUACUCGGUCGAUUCAGGGGUGGAAAAUUAUGAAGUACCCGAUCGGGCAGCUCCAUAUACCCGGUCGGGUAUGUUAAUUUUUUUUUUUUUGGGAAUAUGUUCGCACCAAAACACCCGAUCGAGUAUACCCCAACUCGAUCGGGUAGGACCCCGGAUUUUGAAGAAACACAGGCAUACCCGAUCGGGUAUGUCAGGGUACCCAGUCGGUAGACCUGCACAAACACGGGCUCGGGCCGGGCUCGGGCCGAGCUUAUUCUAAAAAAUCUGCCCACUUGUAGUGGGCGGGCCCAGCCCGGCCCGGUAAAACGGGCCUCCUCAUAUGUCCAAGCCCGCCCAUGAGAGCGGGCCGGGCUGCCCACCGGGCUUUUGGGCCCGGAAAAUAUCCUUUUGUCAACUUUGUUAAAAAAAUGAAAAUAUCUAUAAAAUAACAUCACAACAUUUUAAAUGCAAUUAAAUAAUUAAUGUACUCACAACACAUUUUGAACACAAGAAUACGUUUAAAUGCGAAACACAAAACGAUUCUGGAAAAUAAAAAGCAUCCAAAUUCCAAAUAAGCAUUCAUAUUCCGUAAUUAAAAGCGCAAUCACAGAUUCACAAUGUGCAACGGAAAUAGUCAAGAGUAUCUCCAAAAAGACUUAACAAAUGUAUAUCAUUACAGUUCAAAUUUAAAUAGUAGAACACAAAAAGUAAUUGGUAUCCCAAGAUUCCAAGAACUUCUCGACACUCCUUCAUUUCACCAGAAAGUAAUUGAUCUCCCAGACUGCUC